UUAGUUGUACAGUUGAAAUAUUCGCAUUACUUGACGACUUUACUCACACAGCGGCAGCUAGCUCUCUCUCUCUCUAAUCCAAAACCAUUUCUCUCUCUCUUCCUUCAUGUCUUUUUCUUCUGAUCUUCUAUCACCACUACUUCUUCUUCUUCAGCUUCAUAGUCUCUUUCUCUUUCUCGCUGGAUCAUGUCUCGAGCAUUCUCAAUAAGGGGCUAUGCCUUUAUCAUGAGGUCGCGCGACGUCUUCCAGUGCUGGCCCUUCCCGACCAGCGACGCAACCGCAGAGCAAGUACGCUCAUGGCUUCCUCCGAUGACUGUUCCCAACUGGACCACUGACGACUACGACGACUCUGAGCUCAGAUCCAACCGCAUCGCCUCCGGAGAACAGGAAAAUGAAAAUCCUCCGUCGGAUGCUGCAGCUUCGAGAGAAUCGAAAAGCUCAGAAAAGUCAUCGUCGCAGGAGGAAGAAGGAGAGGCGGAGAAAUUGGAGAUUCAGGCGGUGGAUGACGCGGUAUCUCAUGGCGACAACGGCAAGAAGGAAUCGGAGAAAUCGGAAAAGUUGCCGGAGGAGGAGGAGGUGGAGAAAUUGGAGAAUCCGGCGGUGGUGGAGACGGCAUCUCAAGCAGACGACGGCGAGAGAGAAUCGGAGAAGUUGGAUGAAGAAGAGGAGGAGAAAUUGGAGAUGGUUUGCCCGGUGUGCGGCGAUUUCAAAGCGGCGACUCUGACGGCGGUGAACGUGCACAUGGACGGAUGCCUGAGGGAGGAUCGGCGUCGGCGACAGAUGAAGAUGUCGAAAUUGAAGUCAAAGUCAAAAGCGCCAAAGAAGAAGCGCUACAUCACCGAGAUUUUCAAUGUUGAAGACGAAGAGGAAAAACUAGAGCAAGAAGAGAAUCUAAUGGAGGAGGAGGAAGAGGAGGAGAUGGAGAAUGAGCGACCCGAAAUCGAGACGGAGAUGAAGUUCUGGCCGUUCGGAGAGGACGUAUCCGUCACGGUCGAGAAGUUCCGGUGGCUUUCACGGCGGCUCGAGGAGCUGAGAUCCAAAGGAGCCACUGGUGGCGGCAGCCAAUCAAUGAGAUCGGAAGGAGGAAAAACGAAUUCCGUGUCGGAGGAUUCGUUGUCUUCACCGGAGGAGGAGGAGGAGAAAUUGGAGAUGGUUUGUCCCGUUUGUAGGGUUUUCAAGGCGGCGACGGUGACUGAAUCUCAAGCCUAA
Messenger RNA from Arachis ipaensis, 1209 nucleotides. RefSeq lists its product as uncharacterized. Gene Ontology annotation, molecular function: DNA binding. Gene Ontology annotation, biological process: DNA repair. The record is from RefSeq and is a predicted model, not a curated record. NCBI's taxonomy places the organism in Eukaryota, Viridiplantae, Streptophyta, Magnoliopsida, Fabales, Fabaceae.